Lagopus leucura (white-tailed ptarmigan) is the source of this 600-nucleotide messenger RNA. RefSeq names its product ETHE1 persulfide dioxygenase (gene ETHE1). Gene Ontology annotation, molecular function: sulfur dioxygenase activity. The transcript has 2 exons. The coding region runs from base 33 to 428 and encodes 131 amino acids. Gene Ontology annotation, biological process: glutathione metabolic process; hydrogen sulfide metabolic process. Lineage: Eukaryota; Metazoa; Chordata; Aves; Galliformes; Phasianidae. The record is from RefSeq and is a predicted model, not a curated record.
UCCCUUCAAACGCCAGCGCAGUUUCUCGCUGUAUGGAAAUACAGGUGGACCCCAUUGCUGCACAUCGCCGCUUUAAGCGCCGCCUCCACGCCUUUCAACCCGCACAAAACAGGUGCGGGUACUUCCGGUCCGUUCAGACCGCCGCGAUGUGGCGCCGCCGCAGCUCCGCUCUGCUCCGCGCCGCUCUGAGCUCCGGGCCCGGAUCGCGGCGGCUCCUCCUGCGCCAGCUCUUCGAGCCGCGUUCGUGCACUUACACCUACGUGCUGGCGGACGAAGCGACGCGGGACGCGGUCAUCAUCGAUCCGGUGCUGGAAACGGUGCCCCGUGAUCGGCGGCUGCUGAAGGAGCUCGGCCUGACGCUGCGUUACGCGGGUGGGCACCGGGAAGGCUCGGCCGGAAAAAGGGAGGGGGAGGAAGCAAAAAAGUGACGGACCGGAAACGGGGGUCAAAAGGUUCGACCGGAAGUGGGGAAUCAGGCCAAUGGAUUCAACCGGAAGCAGGGAAAUUGGGGCGCUUCCGGCAUGGAGGAACAAGGGAGAGGGUCCAACCGGAAGUGGGACCCCCGAGUGCGGAUCCCAUGCGUGCGCGGCCCCCUCUCAC